Molecule: messenger RNA, 912 nt
Organism: Schistosoma rodhaini
Lineage: Eukaryota; Metazoa; Platyhelminthes; Trematoda; Strigeidida; Schistosomatidae
Source: the annotation of a GenBank genome assembly
AUGUACCACAAGUUGGACAUAGAAAUGGCAUUUAUCACUCCAGAUGAUAUUUACGAAAUAAUUGAGAAUAUGCUGGUAUAUAUUUGGCCUACAGUUCAGAGUACUUCAGGUUAUCAGCCAAUAUCGACACCUUUUUUGCGCAUGGAAUAUUGUGAUGCUAUGUCACGAUAUGGAAGUGACAAACCAGAUGUACGAUUUGGUUUCUUGUUUUCAUAUUCCGCAGUUGAUGGACACACAGGUUUUAAUAUACCAAGGAAAUACAGAAUAUCAAUUUUUACAGUUCAAAAUAUCAAGUCAAAACAGUUGGACUUACUAAAUUUAUUAAAACCAGAGUGUGGUGAUUUAUUAAAAGCAUUGGGCAUGGCACGAGUUGAAGUUGCUAAGCUUAUUGAUUCGAAAGGUUUGUCAAUAUAUGAACCUGGAUUCCAUUUUCUUUGGAUAAAUCAAUUUCCAUUGUUUGAAAAAAAUAACUUAGGUCAGUGGAAAUCAGUGCACCACCCGUUCACUGCUGCGUCACCAGAGACAGCACAUUUCUUGUAUACUGAUCCGAGCAAAGUUAUCGGUUUACAUUACGAUUUAGUUUGUAAUGGUCAAGAGGUUGGAGGUGGUUCAAUUCGAGUACAUAAUCCUGAGGUGCAAAAGUAUAUUUUUACCGAAAUUCUUAAGGAAAAUUCUUGUGAAAUGGAAUACUUUUUAACUGCCCUAAAUUCAGGAGCUCCACCACAUGGUGUGAUUGCGUUAGGUCUUGAUCGUUUAAUUGCAAUAUUUGUAAAUGCCAAAUCAAUCAGAGAUGUAAUUGCUUUCCCAAAAGCAGCUGAUGGGAAAGAUCUCUUAUGUGGGACACCAACUAUGGUAGAUGAUGAAAUCUUAUCACAGUAUUGCAUUUCUGUUUCCAAUCAUAAUAAAAGUUGA